Messenger RNA from Parus major (Great Tit), 1640 nucleotides. RefSeq names its product LHFPL tetraspan subfamily member 5 (gene LHFPL5). The record is from RefSeq and is a predicted model, not a curated record. Gene Ontology annotation, biological process: sensory perception of sound; detection of mechanical stimulus involved in sensory perception. The transcript has 4 exons. Bases 71 to 736 code for a protein of 221 amino acids. NCBI's taxonomy places the organism in Eukaryota, Metazoa, Chordata, Aves, Passeriformes, Paridae. Gene Ontology annotation, cellular component: plasma membrane.
GUCCCUCCGCUGCCGGAGCAGGAGCUUCCCGCCGCCCCCGCGGCCGUCGGCCGGGGCCGGGGCCCCCGCCAUGGCCAAGCUGCUGCCGGCGCAGGAGGCGGCCCGGAUCUACCACACCAACUAUGUGCGGAAUGCGCGGGCCAUGGGAGUGCUCUGGGCCCUCUUCACGCUCUGCUUCUCCAUCCUCAUGGUGGUGACCUUCAUCCAGCCCUACUGGAUCGGUGACAGCAUCGACACGCCUCAGGCCGGCUACUUCGGCCUCUUCUCCUAUUGCAUCGGCAACGCGCUCACCGGUGAGCUCAUCUGCAAGGGCAGCCCCCUGGACUUCGGCACCAUCCCCUCCAGUGCCUUCAAAACUGCGAUGUUCUUCGUAGGCAUCUCCACCUUCCUUAUCAUCGGCACCAUCCUCUGCUUCAGCCUCUUCUUCUUCUGCAACGCAGCCACCGUCUACAAAGUCUGUGCCUGGAUGCAGCUGGCAGCGGCUACAGGGCUGAUGAUUGGCUGCCUGAUCUACCCUGAUGGCUGGGACUCGAGCGAGGUGAAGCGAAUGUGUGGGGACAAAACCGACAAAUACACACUGGGUGCCUGCACCGUGCGCUGGGCCUACAUCCUGUGCAUCAUCGGCAUCCUUGAUGCCCUCAUCCUUUCCUUCCUGGCCUUCGUGCUGGGCAACCGGCAAGACAACCUCCUCCCCUCCGAUUUCAAAGUGGAGGAUAAAGAAGAGGGAAAUGACUGACAGAGCUGAUCACCACGGACAUCCAGAGCUCUUCUUCCAUCAGCCCUGUUCUUUGAAGUGACUCUUCUAGGAAGCUUAAACUUACCAAAUUCUGUGGAUUUUCUACACCUGCUUUCUUCACCCAUGGGGCUGCUCUUGGCUCACAGCUCUUGUGGAGCUUAUUUGGUGGGAAGAGCCCAAAAUGGACACAAGAGUUUUUCUGAGUUUACCAGCAAGAGGGACAAGAGAAGGAUGGCAAUUUGCUGCUUUUGGGGGGGUUUGUAUACCUUCUUUUGAGGACAUUACUUAUGAAUUAAAAAAAAACCACCACCAAAACAUCAGUUUUGGGUUUUGUGCUUGUCUCCUGAGGGCAGAGGAAACCCUCUGCCGUAUCCUAGGUUACCCUUUUACUGGAAAAAUACCAUGACAGGACAAUUCCCAGCUGAGCCAUGAAUCAGUUUCCUGCUCUGAGCAACAAUAACCAAACGCAACCUCUGGAAAAGGGCACUUUUCUGAAAAAAAAAACCAACACAAAAAAACCAACAAAAAAAACAAAACAAAAAAAACCCCCAAACAGCAUAACAAGAAACCAACAUGCUGGGCUGCAGCAGGCUUGGGACAGCACCUGCAAAGCACAGCAGAUGAUGCCAGUCAGCAUCAACUCCCUGCACCACCCAAUUAAUCUGAUUUAGCCUCAUCUCCAUCCCAUCCAACACCCCCCCACGGCAGCCCUUGGCACAGCCCAUUUCUGCAGAAGACAAAGCAGCUCUUACCUGGUCAGAACCCCAAAAUCAGCCUGUAUUAUAAUUUUCAUCUCUACUUGCUGUAGAUUGCUGGUUCCUGCAGCACUCAAUUCAGUUCAGUUCUAACACGUACCUUCCUGUUUUAUGCUUCCCUCUAAAAUAAAGCGUUUGUGAAGGUUUCA